AUGGCAAUCCGUGACCAAUUGACAGCUCUGCUGUCGUUCCUCCUCCUUCUGGUCGCCGGCAAUGCCUUCAUCAGCGGAGCUCGCGCCGAAGCUCAGGAUGAGACGAUUCUGAGUGAUGCUGUCGCUCGCGAGAACAACCAGAGCUUGUUAUGGGGUCCCUACCGUCCAAACUUGUACUUUGGCGUCCGGCCUCGCUUGCCCAAGAGCAUCAUGACGGGAUUGAUGUGGGCCAAGGUUGACAACUUUGUCGACGUUCAAAACAGUUUCCGAUACACUUGCGAGCAGAACGAAGGCAUGGCUGGCUAUGGCUGGGACGAGUACGACACCAGAAAGGGCGGCGUUCAGACAAUCCACGAUACCCAGAAUAAGAUUGAUAUUACGACUUCAUUUGUAAAGAUUCCUGGCGGUACUCAUGGCGGCAGCUGGGCUGCACGCAUCAAGGGCGAACCCAGAUCAGAUGCGCCCGACGACCUCAAGACAACCGUCGUCUUCUACGUGACUUCGGAGCCCCGCUGGGACGAGAUUCAGGUCACAGAUGACGGAGACGAGUUCGGCUUCGACGCGGAUGUGACCCUUACAGGAAGCUCAGAGGAUCUUGGUGAAUGGAAGAUGGUCAUCACAAAGGGCAAGGGUGACCACCCUCACAGCAACCACGCCAUCUCACAGCGGCGCGACUUGGAGAAGACAAUCGUUCAGUCAUUGGCAAUGCCCGAGGAACACCUUUGGCGAGCAAGGGAGGUCCUAUUCACGCAGCUUAAGCAGGGCGUGGACGGCAUUGUUGAGGAAUUUGGCGCAGACAAUGCACCUCCUCCGUGGCAGACCUACCAGCUUUCCAAUAAUGCCGGGAAGGGUAACGUGCAAAUGAUCCAGAAGGUGUUUGAGGGCCCGUUCGAAUUCGACGUUCUCUUCAGCAGCGGCUCUGCUGGCAAGGAUGUGACAAGCGACGACCUUACUCGCGAGAUCAAGUUGACCACGGAGUCUUUCAGCGAAAAGUUCCUCGAUGUCCUGGCGCCGCUGGAGCCCUUCAAUGCCCAAAAGUACCAGAAAUUUGGUCGUAGCUUGCUAUCCAACCUUGCUGGAGGCAUCGGAUACUUUUACGGCAACCAAGUCGUCGAUCGAUCCAACGCACCCGAGUAUGAGGAGGAGAAUGAGGGAUUCUGGGAGGAUACUGCAGAGGCUAGAGCUCGACACCAGGAGCAGGCCGAGGGACCUUUUGAACUCUUUAGUAGCAUUCCCUCUCGGCCUUUCUUUCCCCGAGGAUUCCUUUGGGACGAGGGUUUCCACCUCAUGCCCAUCAUUGAAUGGGACACGGACCUGGCCAUGGAAAUCGUCAAGAGCUGGUACAACCUGAUGGACGAAGAUGGUUGGAUUGCUCGUGAGCAGAUCCUGGGUGACGAGGCUCGCAGUAAGGUGCCUGCAGAGUUCCAGAUUCAGUACCCUCACUAUGCGAACCCGCCGACACUGUUCUUGAUCAUUGAGAACUUCCUCGAAAAGCUUCAGAAGGCCAAUGGAACUCAAGCAUCCAAGAGGGAGACCCUCUCCCGACAGGGCCUUCACCAUGACAGUGCCCUUCUCGCCAAUCCUUCUAUGGGCUUGAAGUAUCUGCAGGAUAUCUAUCCCCUACUGCGACGCCAGUUCUACUGGUUCAAGAAGACCCAGUUCGGCGAUAUCAAGUCUUACGAGCGAGAGGCCCACUCGUCGAGGGAGGCUUACAGAUGGCGCGGCAGAUCCGUCCAGCACAUCCUGACCAGCGGUCUCGACGACUAUCCCCGCCCUCAACCUCCGCACCCCGGUGAGCUUCAUCUCGAUCUCAUGUCAUGGGUCGGUCUCAUGGCGAAAACCUUGAACACCAUUGCCACUGCAAUUGGUGAAGAGGCAGAUGCCAAAGACUAUGCCACCGUUCUCGACAAUAUUGAGCACAACCUCGUAGACCUUCACUGGUCAGAGGAGGAGGGCUGCUUCUGCGAUGCCACCAUUGACGCAUUUGAGGAGAACCAGCUCGUCUGUCACAAGGGCUACAUCACCUUGUUCCCCUUCUUGACCGGACUGCUGAAGCAUGAUGACCCCAAGCUCGGCAACCUUCUCAAGCUCAUUGGUGACGAGGAAGAACUCUGGAGUCCCCAUGGUAUCCGUAGCUUGAGCAAGAAGAACGAGCUUUAUGGCACAGACGAGAACUACUGGCGCAGCCCGGUUUGGAUCAACAUCAACUACCUGGUCGUCGUCCAGCUCUACAAUGUUGCGCGCCAAGACGGCCCCUUCAAAGCCACGGCCGUUGAUCUCUACAGUCGCCUUCGUGGAGCACUCGUCGACACUGUAUACAACAGCUGGGAGGAGACUGGCUUCGCCUGGGAGCAGUACAACCCAGAGACGGGCCGCGGCCAGCGCACUCAGCACUUUACCGGAUGGACAAGUCUCAUUGUCAAGAUCAUGGCCAUGCCUGACCUGGCUGCCCCGGGACAUAGUCACGACGAGCUAUAA
Messenger RNA from Pestalotiopsis fici W106-1, 2478 nucleotides. RefSeq lists its product as uncharacterized. Lineage: Eukaryota; Fungi; Ascomycota; Sordariomycetes; Amphisphaeriales; Sporocadaceae. Bases 1 to 2478 code for a protein of 825 amino acids. Gene Ontology annotation, biological process: protein N-linked glycosylation; oligosaccharide metabolic process. Gene Ontology annotation, molecular function: Glc3Man9GlcNAc2 oligosaccharide glucosidase activity. The transcript is spliced from 3 exons. Gene Ontology annotation, cellular component: endoplasmic reticulum membrane. The record is from RefSeq and is a predicted model, not a curated record.